AUGUAUGAGAUUAAUGAUGAUAAUAGCAAUGAUUAUUUUAAUUCUCGAUAUCGAGCACAAUCAACUUCAUAUCUUAUUUUAAAUGAUUCCACUAGUGUUAAAUCCGUUUCAUCAAAACAAAAUCGAUCUGAAACAACAUCAGUCACAUCUUCUUCAAAUGUAUCAUCUAGUUCUAAAAUAAAUAUGUCUUCACAGCUUAGAAUUUCCUCAUCAAAUCCUAAAACGAGUAUUUCAUCAUCUCCUGACGAUCGUUUUGUUAUGACAAUAAUUCGAAGUCCAUCAACUAGUUCACAACGUAUCUUGCCAACAGAACCUGUAGGACCUACAGCAAUGAACGAAGAAUUAUCAAAUAAUAAUAAGUUUUUUAAAAAUAAAGUUACAGCAGCACUCAAUCAUAUGAAAUAUCGGUGGGUUGUGAAAAUGCGUCCAAAUUUUCGUACGAAUGAAUCACCAAUAUAUUUACUUGGUAAAAUGUAUAAUGGAAAAGAAGAAACAACUCAUGAUGAUAUUCCACGCCCACAAUCUGAGCAUUCUUAUGCAAACUUUUUAAAAUCUUUUUCACAACGAAUUUAUUUUUCCUAUCGAAAACAAUUCGAGCCAUUUGCUGGUUCACGUAACGGAGACAUAAUAACUUCGGAUGGCGGUUGGGGUUGUAUGAUACGUUGUGCUCAGAUGUUACUUGCUCAAACAUUGCUUAUGCAUAUGACAAAUACAUUUAGUACACAUUAUGCAAACAUUCAAAUAUCAGAUAAAUGUCCAAAACGUAAUUCCAUUGAAUAUAUGCGAGGUGGAAAUCGAAUGAAUCGUCGUACAAGAAUCUAUACUGAUAUCAUUCGGCUGUUUGGAGAUUUUCCACAUCCUAAAUGUCCGUUUGGAAUUCAUAAAAUUACUGAACUCGGCACGCCAUAUGGUAUCCGCCCUGGUGAUUUUUUUGGACCUGUGAGUGCUGCUCAUUGCCUUAAAGAAGCCGUUCACGCUGCGGUUGAAGCAAAACAAAUACCUGAGAUACUUCGCAUAUACAUAAGUCAAGAUGCAAUAAUCUAUCGACAAGAUGUUAACAAUUUGUGUAGCCAACCAUUAUUGGAUCAUAAUUCUAAUGUAAAUAAAAAUAGUUCACUUUGUCCAUCCAUAGAAUAUGUUACAACAGAGAAUCAUACCAAACGUUGGGUCACAUCUGCAUUAGUUCUUGUACCAUUACGAUUAGGUUUAAAUGAACUUGAUUUAAUCUAUGAAGAUAAUCUAAAAGAAGCUCUUAAAUUACCACAAACAGUUGGAAUCAUUGGUGGUAGUCCACGUCAUGCUGUAUAUAUAAUUGGCUUUCAAGAUGAUAAUUUUAUCGAUCUCGAUCCACAUUUUAUUCAAACAUCAGUGAAUGUAUUUGAAAAUUCAUUUGAUACAUCAAGUUAUUCAUGUUCAUCACCGAAAAUAUUAACUGCAAAAAAAAUGGAUCCAAAUUGUACAUUAGGAUUCUUUUGCCGAGAUAGAGCUGAUUUUGAAAUGUUUUGUGCACAAUGGAAUUAUGUGUGUCAUAUGGCAUCCGAUGAUAGACGUGCAUGCCCAAUAUUCCGUAUCGAACCUGGAACAUUUCAAGAAAGUCAUGCGCGUGCAUUAAAUUGUGACUUUCCAUCGAUAAAUGACGAUGAAGACGUUUUUCUUCGUGUAACUAAAUUAUCAUCGGCAAAUACUUCACCAUUGUCAAUGAUAAGAAAAGUUUCAAAUAGUGGGAAAAAUCUGCUUAUCAAUUCGGCAGCGAAUAAUUCAUCAAAUACUGAUUCGUGGGACGAUGUUGCCCGAUCUGUGCAAGAAAAUAACAGUGGCCAAUUACAUUCAGUGGUGGAUGACUAUGUUUUCUUGUAG
This is a messenger RNA of Rotaria socialis, 1857 nucleotides long. Lineage: Eukaryota; Metazoa; Rotifera; Eurotatoria; Philodinida; Philodinidae. The record is from the annotation of a GenBank genome assembly.